Messenger RNA from Vigna angularis (adzuki bean), 2145 nucleotides. Its product is annotated as probable 1-acyl-sn-glycerol-3-phosphate acyltransferase 5. The coding region runs from base 754 to 1899 and encodes 381 amino acids. Gene Ontology annotation, cellular component: endomembrane system. Gene Ontology annotation, molecular function: acyltransferase activity. The record is from RefSeq and is a predicted model, not a curated record. The transcript is spliced from 4 exons. NCBI's taxonomy places the organism in Eukaryota, Viridiplantae, Streptophyta, Magnoliopsida, Fabales, Fabaceae.
UGCUGUUUUCCAACUUUGCAAGAGAUCAGUGUUCUUUUCCAAAAUUAUAAGCUUUUAAUUAAAAAAGAUCCGAGCUUGUAUAACAGUGUCUGCAAAUGUAAGGUUUUUGGAAAUGGGGCUUCAUCCAUCUUGUCCCUUAUUUUCUAAAAUGGCAAAAAAGAAGAAGAAAAUACCCUUUCUGCAUAAUGUGGUUUUGUUUUAUACACAAGGUCGUCAACAGUGUCCCAAGUGGUCGUGUUUUUUUUUAGCUGUGAUCAUUCUUGGUAUCAUAAUGUUGUGUUUCUAGGAUGCUGGAUGCAUGCCAUUUUUAUCUGUUUUAAUCAUGUUUAUGUUUUUGUUCCCUAUCUGAUGUUACCGUAUGUUGAGAUUGAGGGAGAUUGUGUCUUUAUUUGGGUGGAGUUUGACUUGACCUACAUAGGGGUUUCCAUGACGCCUUGUUGCAAGGAUCACCAGAAAUAAAGGACAAGGAAAGAUACCGUCUAGUCAUACAUUUGGAUGUGCAUUCAUUUUGUACCAAAAGUGUCAAAGAUCAUUCUCUUAUUGAGUCAUCAACUACAAGGUCAAAACAGCUGGCAGAGUCCAGCUGUUCUGGUCAGCGUCACUACCAGAAACCCAGUUGCCAGAGCAAUUCUUUCUGUUUUGCCAAUCCAGGAUCAUUGAUAUCUCAUAUUUGGUCUAUAUUGAGGAGGCAAUUCUGGAAGAGGCAGUGCAGUAUUUUCCUCUUGUAUUCUGUGAUUGCUUUUGAUAUAGGAUAUGGCUGUUCAUACACCUGCAAGUUCAUGUUUUGGAGCAAAGUAUCAGACUCUAGCACCAUUGAGAAUUUUAAGGGGUCUGGUGUGUCUACUGGUUCUGCUUUCAACAGCAUUUAUAAUGUUAGUGUUCUUUGGCUUUAUAAGUGCUGUUAUAGUUCGACUUUUUAGUGUCCGUUACAGCAGGAGAGCAACUUCCUUUUUCUUUGGUGCCUGGCUUGCCUUGUGGCCCUUUCUGUUUGAAAAGAUCAACAAGACUAAAGUUGUGUUUUCUGGAGAUGAUGUUCCUUCGAGAGAACGGAUCUUACUGAUCGCAAAUCAUAGAACUGAGGUUGAUUGGAUGUAUUUAUGGGACCUUGCCUUGAGGAAGGGAUGCCUUGGAUAUAUAAAAUAUAUACUUAAGAGCAGCUUGAUGAGACUUCCAGUUUUUGGUUGGUCAUUUCACAUACUAGAGUUCAUCCCAGUGGAAAGAAAGUGGGAGGCAGAUGAGUCAAUCAUGCGCCGUAUGCUUUCAACAUUCAAUGAUCCACAAGAUCCUCUCUGGCUUGCUCUUUUCCCAGAAGGCACUGAUUUUACUGACCAAAAGUGCCUUCGGAGUCAAAAGUAUGCUGCUGAACAUGGGUUACCAGUUCUGAAAAAUGUUCUACUUCCAAAGACAAAGGGCUUCUGCGCCUGUUUGCAAGAACUGAGGGAAUCUCUCACUGCAGUUUAUGAUGUUACCAUUGGCUACAAAAACCGCUGCCCAUCUUUCUUGGACAAUGUCUUUGGGGUGGAUCCUUCUGAAGUUCAUAUGCAUAUUCGUUGCAUCCCCAUCGAUACUAUCCCAGUAUCUGAAAGUGAAAUGUCCACUUGGUUGAUAAAUAGAUUCCAGUUGAAGGAUCAGUUGCUUUCCAAUUUUCAAAUCCAAGGUCAGUUUCCUGAUCCAGCAACACAAAGGGACCUCUCUGGUGUGAAGAGUAUUUUAAAUUGUAUGACAAUUGUUGCCGUGACAGGCACAUGCAUGUACUACAGUUUUUCCUCUGUCUGGUUUAAACUUUACGUGUCUCUAGUAUGUGCUUAUUUGGUUCCAGCCACCUAUUUCAAUAUUCGGCCACAGCCCAUUCAUACCCUUUUGAAGAUGAGAUCAAAUUACCACCUUUCAAAUACAUGAAUAGGUGGAAGGUACUGUCUUUUGUUGUAUGACUGCUGUUAUAGUAUACAAGUAUGAAACUUGAUAUUACCACGUUUUGGCUUAUUGUUGCUCAAGCAUAAUUUGCAACUUCACAGGUCUUACGUUUUUUAUACCACCCAUUUCCUGUUUCAUAUGUAACAAGUUCUUGUCACAAUUAAUAUUUCGGUGCCAGUGGUUUUAUCUGAACAAGAUCUUCGCGUGUCAAAGCAAUAAAAUAAGUGGUUG